This is a messenger RNA of Aegilops tauschii subsp. strangulata, 2302 nucleotides long. NCBI's taxonomy places the organism in Eukaryota, Viridiplantae, Streptophyta, Magnoliopsida, Poales, Poaceae. The record is from RefSeq and is a predicted model, not a curated record.
AGCGCAAGCCUCUCGUCACUCGCACUCCUAAGGAAAACUGGAAGAUACACUCAGGAUGGCUUCAGCGGUACGUGCUUUAUUAAUUUGCACACUGACAUGCAUAUUAAUGGUUGAAAUGGGAGACAGUAACUGAAAAGUUCUCUGAUGAAGGUUGAAAUGGGCCGGCCUUUUACCUUUCGCGCGUUUGGUUGAGUCUAUCCCGGGUGAGAAACGCGUCGCCAUCGAUGGGUCUUUGCUGAGCUGCUUAGUGGACCGUUGGAGGCCAGAGACCCACACGUUUCACUUCAGAUGGGGAGAGAUGGCUCCUACUCUGGAGGAUGUGUCACUUUUGCUGGGACUACCGUUGGCAGGUCAUGCCGUAGGACCGUUGGACGCACCGGCUGGUUGGGAGCGAGCUCUCACAGAACGUUUUCACGGUGUUUUUCCGGAUGCUCCCGAUCCGGUAUGGGAGCAUCACGGACCUAAGUAUGAGUGGUUGCUAAAUUUCCGGAUCCAGAACUUCCGGGCGCCCUUGACUGCGGAACAGAUCACUCGGAGCCUCGAGGCCUACUUACUGUGGCUUUUCGGCAAGGUGAUGUUCACGGAGAACCAUGUCACCACUAUCAGCGCCCUCUACAUCCCUAUGGCACUCGAGAUAGCGAGCGCUCAGACGGCGGAUCAGAUCAGACAGAGGAGUUGGGGUUCGGCGGUGUUAGCGGCUACAUACCGAGGUAUGUGCAACGGUUGCCAGCUUACAUCGAGAAAGCCAGCCCUUCUUGGAUGCCCUCUAUUCCUACAGCUGUGGUCGUGGGAGAGGUUCUCUAUAGGGCGACCAGAUGUACGGGUUCAUGAGCCUAUAGACGCCAUGUUUGAUGUUGAGGGCAUCGACAUGCCUACUUUCGGUCUGUGUUGGACUCGUCGCAAGAGACGCUUUGCUAGUGAUCAGACCAGGAAGGCGUACACAGCAUUGAACGAGCAGUUCGAUGCGUACACCGGGGUAAUCUGGCAGCCCUACACGGCAGCAGCCAUACAAGAGAGAUACCCUGCUGGUAUGUCUGUGCUAUGCACAAGGGACCGAGAUUACUGGAUGACAAAAUCGAAGAUCAUCUUCGAUGUCUUCGUCGAGGAGAUGGCACAACAGAGGGUUAUGAGGCAAUUUGGUCUUCUGCAGUUGGAGCUACCUCCCCCUAUAGAGAACCCGGUGCCAUCACACAUCCACAGGUAUUAACCAGUUUUUCAAUGUUGCAUUUUCUUUCAUAGUACUCCAUUCGAAGCUUUAGGUAAUUGUUGAACACACACCACAAUUUUAGGACGACAAGGAAGGGCAUGAACAGGACAACUGUUGAAUGGCUAGUUAGACUAGAGCCGUAUGUUAUAGAAUGGGAGACAGCAAACACAAAUCUAUGGCACGAGAAUCACAAUUUCGAUCUCGAUGAAUUCAAUCUCUAUUUGCGGUGCUACAUGACCGGAACACGGUUACGCAUUGUUGAGUACUCCCACCCAGAGGAGUUACCGGAUCCUACUCCGUCGGAUAUGUACCCGAGCUAUGAUACUUCGGGCUCUAGGCAGUACGCGGCUACCUUGACACGCGAACUGUACGAUGACGUGACCACCUUUGGACGAUCACUAUCGUCUGGACCUCUUCUUCAACAUCGUCCAGUAGUACAGCCCUUCUUGGAAAGAAUUCAAAAUAAGAUACGGACUGUGUACGAGGCUAUCACGUGCACCCGGAGAACCGAUGUUGUUCAGCACGAGCAGGAGCAGCCGCGUCACUCCAUGCAACGACAUCAACCACGUCCACGCCUAGCACAGCAGCCGACAACCAGGCCACCCCGUCCUGACCAACCUGGCAGUUCUACGUGGCACCCGCAGCACUAUGGUCCCACGUCGAGCUUCGUGUUUUCUCCACAGCCACAGCAGCACGGUCCCUCCAGUUUCGUGUUUCAGUCAGAGCAGACGUCACACCCAGCAGGGGCCUAUGGAUAUCAGGCGUCUAUGUCGGCAUCACAUGAUACGUGGGGGAGUGAUCAACAUCCCGAGGACAACAUACAGGCUCAGAUGUCGCAGCACACCCAGUGGAUGAACAUGUUUUCGACUCCUCCACCAGGCCCCACACAGGAUACACAGCAUGACCAGGGAGAGUCUGAGAUUCCUCCUCGUCACGUUAGGGCACCCGACAGGUUGGGAUGGUCCCCGAUUCCAGAUCCGCCUCCCCGCCAGGCCAGACGUCGUCACUGACGCUUCUAUGUAUCUGUAUCAGUAGAGACAUUACCAUCUAUUUCUGUGUAAGACUUAUGUCUAUUCUAUGUAUGAGACAAAUGAC